This is a messenger RNA of Scheffersomyces amazonensis, 1659 nucleotides long. RefSeq names its product U5 snRNP complex subunit. The record is from RefSeq and is a predicted model, not a curated record. The coding region runs from base 391 to 1632 and encodes 413 amino acids. The transcript has a single exon. Lineage: Eukaryota; Fungi; Ascomycota; Pichiomycetes; Serinales; Debaryomycetaceae. Gene Ontology annotation, molecular function: protein binding. Gene Ontology annotation, cellular component: U5 snRNP.
AUAUUUUUCUUCCAUUCAUCAACUAAUCCCUGUAUAUAUCCAAUUAUUAAAAAUCUUUGAAAUCCCGUUUGAUAUCCAUACUCUUUACCUUCAAGAUAUUGUUGUUUUGUAGCAUGACUCUGUCCCUCUUUAAAUCCCUCGUUAUAGUAUUGAUUCUCGAGAUUCAAUAUUUCUUCUGAAUCUAAACUUAUUAUGUGAUCUGUCAUAUCAUCGAUCUUUCUCCUCUUCCCAUCAUACAUUUGAUAUUAUCUCUGGUCUUAGAAAAGCAGCAUUAAGUUGGUAGAUGGCUGCCUGCCUGCCUGCCUAACUUUUCAUUUUUUUUGCACACAGAAAUUGUUUAGUGAGACAGGUUUGCAAUCAUAUGAAGUUGCUUACCUGAAUCAAUUGAUAAUGAGCAAAGAAUCUGAUGAUGAUAAUGAAGUUAUAGAAGAUGUAUUAGGAAAUAGUAAGAGAUUAAGACAGAAACAUAAAAAUGAUUUAAGAUUGAAUUAUGAUUCUGAUUCAUCCGAUGAUGAUUAUGCUUCAGAUAAUAAUAAUAAUGGUGAUGGUGGUGAUGAUGAAGGUAAGGGUGCGAACAAUGCUGAAGAUGAUGAUGAUGAUGAUGAUAUGUUUGCGAGUGACAAAGAAGAGCCAGUCGAAAACAAUGUCAAAACCAAAGCGCGCGAAGUUCAGUUUCUUGAUGUCAAGGAGUUUGAAAAGACUGAGGGACUUGAAGACUACGAUGAUGAAAAAGAUGCAUUUAUUGAUGAUGAUAGAAAUGAAGAAGGUGAUGAAGAAGAUGAUGGUAACGAAGAUGAGGAAGAAGAAGAAACUAUCGAUAAUGCAGACUAUUAUAAUAAUGUAGAAGAUUUUGAUGAAACUAAGAGACAAUUGAAGAAGAAAGAUGUCAAGAUUGAAGCAUUCAAUCUAAGAGAAGAAGCUAAUGAAGGAAAGUUUGACUUGGAAGGCAAUUUCAUACCGAACCAAGAAGAUGAUGAGCAACAAGUAAUAGAGAAGGCUGAAGAAGAAUGGAUUAGCAGUUAUAAAAAGUCCGAUAUAAAUAAAGCUAAACGGGCACAAGAAGAAAGAAAGAAACGAGAAGAACAAGAACAAAUACGACGAGCCAUUGAUUCAACAUCUAUUGAAACUUUAUUAUUACAAUUGAUAGCUUUAUUAGAACCUUCCGAGACUCCAAUGGAAGCUCUUGCUAGGUUGGGCCCUAAAAAGAGCAGGCAUUCUAAAAAGGUUGCUAAUGAUGAUGAUGAUGAUGGUAGUCGUAAGGAAGCUGUAAUUAAGAUCACUGAUCUUUGUGAUAAGUUAAUCUACGAUAAGUAUUUACGAGAUGUAUAUGAAUUGAGUAGAGAAGAGCUCAUGAGGAAAUAUCAACAAGAAACAGGUGAGAGUUAUACAGACCACUUGAGAGGAGUCAAACGAGCAUAUGAGGAAGAAAUUCCUGACGAUACUGAAACCAUUGAUUAUGGUGAAAAGAUAUGGGAAUUCAAAUGGAUAGGAGAAGAAGAAAUCUUAGGUCCAUAUUCAAACUAUGAGAUGAAUCAUUGGAAGGAAACAUACUUUGAUAAUAAAGUUUUGGUACGAAAAGUUGGUAGUCAAGAUUUCGUUUCUGUUGAACAAAUACAUUUUGAAGAUAUAUAAAUUACAAUUACAAUUACAAUUACAAUU